Messenger RNA from Cornus florida, 2715 nucleotides. RefSeq names its product histone-lysine N-methyltransferase ASHR3. The record is from RefSeq and is a predicted model, not a curated record. The coding region runs from base 677 to 2227 and encodes 516 amino acids. Gene Ontology annotation, cellular component: nucleus; chromatin. Gene Ontology annotation, molecular function: protein binding; histone H3K36 methyltransferase activity. NCBI's taxonomy places the organism in Eukaryota, Viridiplantae, Streptophyta, Magnoliopsida, Cornales, Cornaceae. The transcript has 11 exons. Gene Ontology annotation, biological process: regulation of DNA-templated transcription.
AUAACACACUUCACUUCCCAUUGUCUGUUUGAGAAAAUAUAUAUAUAAAUAUAUAUAUUUGACAGGUAGAGGAUUAUAAUUCUAUACCAAAUUGCGCAGAAUUUCAGGUGUUAAGAAUGAAAAAAAAAAAAAAAAAAGAGAGAGAGAGAGAGCUGGGUAGAAAGACGCAGAGAAAAUUUAGCACUGAUGGUAUUCGUAUUUGGGCAUGGGACAACGAAGCCCAUGUAAAUAUUCAGCCCAUUUAUUAGUCCCACCUCAAACAAGUUAGGGCCUAGACAUCUAUAAGAUGGACCAAGUAGGUCUGCAGACUGCAGCCCAAACAAAAAGCAAAGUUCACACUCCUCCAUUUCACACGAGCAUUUUUGACCAAAGAUCAAUCUGAAAGGAUGCUUCAGUAAUUUCACAUUCCCACCUGCAACUACAAAUUUCAUCUUUCCCGCCCAAACACCCCUAUAACACGUUUUCAGAUCUCCCUUUCACUUCCUCUACAAGUGAACGAAACUGUCCGAACUCGGAUCUUUAUAGUCUCUCUCUCUACUUCUUACUCUGUACAAUCGAAAAUGCCCUAGUUCGAAGUCUUUAGAUCUCUCCAUCUCUCUUCUUUCUCUAUCUAGAAUUGAAUCUAAUUUUCACCAAAUUUGCUACUAACCCUAAGAACUUGUAGGUCUAAACGACCAUGCCUGACUUGGGAAAUCUGCUCAACUUACCUUCUUUAACACUCUCUAAUUGCCCUAACCUUAAAUCGGUCUCUGAUCAAUGCGAUUCGAGUAGUUCCUUGUACCCGUACCCUAACUUAGUUAAAACCCUAGGUAUAGAUGAGAAUGGGUGUUGCGAUUCGAACCAGGGGCUGCGAUCUCCGGAUGUGCCCAAAGGGGAAACUUGUGAUAGAAAUGGAAUUAGGGUUUUUAGGCGACGUAGAGGGUUGUUGGAGCGGGGCAAGAAGUUUACUGGAAUGAAGAGUUUGGAUGGUUAUGUGAAGGCUUGGGUUGAGAAGAAGGUCGAGUUGGGAACUCCAUCACAGAAAUGUUUCCUUCCCUUCCUAGUCGGCGCACCAAAACUGAUCGAAUGUCGUGUAUGUCAGAGUUUAAUCUACCCUGGGGAGGAGGCCUUGUGCCGCGUUCGUGAUUGUCAAGGAGUUUAUCACUUAAAAUGCGCAAGAGAAAAGCUUGGAUUUUUUGCUUCAGGAAAAUUCAAGUGCCCUCAACAUGAAUGCUUCAUAUGCAAAAAAAUACACCACUGGCGGUGUGCGCGAUGCACAAUAGCAUCACACAAUAAAUGUGCAGCAUUUCCAGAACACGUGAUCCAUUUAAGUAAUAAAGCUGGACAUGCUGUUUGUUGGAGGCAUCCUUCUGAUUGGCGGCUGGAGAAGGAGCAUGCAGUUUCGAUGAACAACAUAGAGGAAAUUUUUGGUUGCUUGCCUCUGCCAUACAUUGAGGAGGAGUUCAAGAUUGACUCAAGUUGGAAAGACAUGAUGGAGAAUAAAGUGGAACCACCUCCAUAUGUGCACAUAAGACGCAAUGUGUACCUUGUCAAGAAAAAGCGUGAUGAUGAUGAUUUCGGCAUUGGGUGCACGAAUUGCAGUUCUAUAUGUUCUGAAGAUUGCAUGUGCAGGGUUCAAUGUAUAAGUUGUUCAAAGGCUUGUCGUUGCUCGGAAAUGUGCACAAACAGACCGUUUCGAAAAGAGAAAAAGAUCAAAAUUGUGAAGACUGAAUUUUGUGGUUGGGGAGUAGAGGCAGCUGAAUCGAUUAAGAAAGGCGAUUUUGUCAUUGAGUAUAUUGGGGAAGUUAUUAAUGAUGCUUUGUGUGAACAAAGGCUGUGGGACAUGAAAUACAAAGGUGUUGAGAACUUUUACAUGUGUGAAAUUCGAAAAGACUUCACCAUUGAUGCAACUUUUAAAGGAAAUUCUUCACGUUUUUUAAAUCAUAGCUGUGAUCCUAACUGUAAACUGGAAAAAUGGCAAGUUGAGGGGGAGACACGUGUUGGCGUCUUUGCUGCUAGAUCUAUUAAAGUUGGAGAACCAUUAACAUACGAUUAUCGAUUUGUGCAAUUCGGGCCUGAGGUUAGGUGCCAUUGCGGUGCUACAAAUUGUCAAGGUUAUCUUGGGACCAAGAGAAAGAUUGGUAAGGUGGAACUCUGCUGGGGUUCAAAACGUAAGAGAACAACCACUGCUUCAUUAGCAACAGUGAUGUAUAUUACUCCAAUAGGAAGAUACAAUAAAGAGAAAUGAAGAAAGAGAAUACAAUCUCAUUGGGCUUUUGUUGUAUUAAUUCUCAUUAUACUGAUUUACAACAUUCAUCAAAGAUGUAAUUUUCAUUAAAUAUUUUGUUGUAUAAGAAUGCGAGUGAGUUUAUACUGGGUGUUGGGUUUUGUUUUAAAGCUUUUUUAGCAUAUAUGAAGGGAUGGCGAGCUUUACUAUUUUGUAACGCUUGAUGUACUUACGGUAUAGCUUGGCCAUUGAAGCUAACUCUCUGUCCUCAAAUCUAUAAUUGGUUUUUUUUUUUUUUUUUUUUUUUGCUUCAGGUAAGUGUCAUCUUGAAGCAUUCUAGACGUUAAAACUCAUAAUGCUGCUUUCAUAUAUCUUAUUUGUUAUAUACUGUUGUUUUCUGUUAUUUCUGGGAAUUGUUAGUCUCCAAAAUUGUUUGAAACUUGAAUUUCGGGGAAAAAAAAAUGGUUGAAACAGUUUGUAUGUUACAGUGUGGUUAGUUACUAUGCAUU